ACGAAAUCCAACCACGCUCGGGUUCCGUCCACCAUUUUGUCUUCUGCUCACGAGCAAGCCCACGCGUGCCGCUCCUCCUCCUCGGCGCCGCUCUCCUCACCACCAUCACCACCACCACCGUGCCGAGCGGCCACUUCCAACAUCGCCAAUCUCGAGCAGAGCAUCAUGGCCGAGUACGUGCGCGUGGCGGACGACGAGAACGAGGAGCCCAUGGAGAUCCCGUCGGAGGAGGACGGCACCGUGCUGUUGUCGUCCCUCACGGCGCAGUUUCCCGGCGCCUGCGGCCUCAAGUACCGCAACCCCGACACGCGCAGCCUGCGCGGGGUGCGCCUGCUCGAGGGGGUCCUGCACCCCCCCGAGGAGACCUGGGGCAGCCACAUGUACAUCGUGAGCUACCCGAAGGACAACAAGCGCAAGAUGGACGAGGCUGAGAUGUCGAACGUGGCGAAGGUGAAGCGCUCGGUGCAGAAGACCUCUGACCUCAUCGUGCUGGGCCUGCCCUGGAAGGCGUCGGAGCAAGACAUCCGUGACUACUUCAGCACCUUCGGAGAAGUACUCAUGGCCCAGGUGAAGCGCGACAUCAAGACGGGCAACUCCAAGGGCUUCGGCUUCGUGCGCUUCAGGGACUACGAGACACAGCUCAAGGUGCUGGCCCAGCGGCACAUGAUCGAUGGGCGCUGGUGCGACUGCAAGCUGCCCAACUCAAAGGUGAAUGGCUGGUGCAGUUGGAGUGAUGACAUAAACCCUAGCAACGGCUCUUACCAAGUCGGCGACGCAUUCCGUAGCCGAAAGAUCUUCGUGGGCCGCUGCACGGAAGACAUCACGGCUGACGACCUUCGCCAGUUCUUCAGCCAGUUCGGAGAAGUCACCGACGUCUUCAUCCCCAAGCCCUUCCGCGCCUUCGCCUUCGUCACCUUCUCCGAUGACCAGAUCGCCCAGGGCCUCUGCGGAGAGGACCUCAUCAUCAAGGGCACCAGCGUCCACAUCUCCAGCGCCGAGCCCAAGUUCGGCUACGCACGCGGCGACAACUUCGGCGGCGGUGGCGGCGGCGUCGGCGGCGGUCGCUACGGCUCGUACGGCGGCGGAGGCGGCGGUUUCGGGGGCCAGGGCGGGGCGGCGCGGCUGGGGGCGGCUUCGGCGGGGGCGGGUGGCGGGAUGCCAGGCGCGGGCGCCGGCGGCGGCGCGGGCAACAUGAACUUCGGCGGGUUCAACAUCAACCCGGCUAUGAUGGCGGCCGCCCUUCAGAGUAGCUGGAACAUGAUGGGCAUGCUCGCCAACCAGCAGGGCGGUGCCAGCGGCGGCGGGGGCGGCGGCGGGGGCGGCGGUGCGGGGGGCGCCCCGGCGCUGACGGGCGGCGCGGCGCUCAGAGCGGCGGCGCUGGCGGUGUGCAGGCCGGGGCCGGCGGGGCAGCCGGGGCGGGGGCCGGCGGGGCCCAGGCGUCGGUGCCCAUGGAGCAGGGGAAGGCGUACGGCGGCGGCGGGGGGCGGCGCCGGAAAUUCUGGGUACGGGACGGGCGGGCAGAGCGGCUCAUUUGGCUGGGGCUCCGGCACGGCUGCCACCAACAACACGGGCAACAGUUUCGGCACCAGCUUCUCCAGCAUGGACACCAGCAAAUCGAGCUGGUAGUCCUGGGGUUAGUGA
Messenger RNA from Petromyzon marinus (sea lamprey), 1641 nucleotides. NCBI's taxonomy places the organism in Eukaryota, Metazoa, Chordata, Hyperoartia, Petromyzontiformes, Petromyzontidae. The record is from RefSeq and is a predicted model, not a curated record.